GAACGAUGAUCACACUCUUUGUCACUCUUUACUCUCUGCUUUGUCUCUGCACAGCUGAAAAAACUUCUGACAUCAAGGAGCUUCACGUGAAAACAGUAAAGCGUGGAGAAAAUGUAACUAUGGAGUGUAACUUUAACAUCAAAAACAAAGAUAAGUUAGUUUGGUACAGACAGAGUUUUGGAAAGUUUCCUCAGUUUUUAGCAAAAUCCUACAGUGACACUUUGGGCUACAAAUUUGAUACACAAUUUAAAGAUAGCCGCUUCAGUAUUACUGUAAAUGACCAUAAGUUUGAUCUCAACAUUAACGAAACAAGAGAAGAUGAUGAAGGAGAUUAUUUCUGUGUAGAACUGGAGGGAAGUUUACUAAAGUUCACAUCUGGAACACGUCUUCAGUUUGAAGGUAAACUCCAGUGUUCAGACAGCAGCGAUGGAAAAGUUGUGCAUUUUCAUCAUUUCAGGAAAUGGAUUAUUGCCUUAACAACCUCCAUAAUAAUAUCUCUUAUUCUAAUCGCGGUUCUGAUUGGAGUUUUAUUUAAAAAUCAAAGAAAAGGUGUUUCAUCAAGAAACCAUCAAAUUCCCACCAAUCAGGCUGAUGAUGAAGAUGCCUUGAACUAUGCAGCUGUGAGUUUUGCUAAGAAACCUUCAUCCUCCAGAACCUCCAGAGACAAGAGCCAUGAAGAUGUUUAUGCACAAGUUAAAAUAAAAUAAAGAGAAAUUAAUUCAGACUUGAAAAACUAUAUAAAUGUCAUUAUUUAACAAGUUUGUAGACAGAUGUGUCAUUUUUUUAAUCGGACAAAAACUUUUUAUUGCUGUAAGUUUUAACACCAUUU
Messenger RNA from Pangasianodon hypophthalmus (striped catfish), 829 nucleotides. RefSeq lists its product as uncharacterized. NCBI's taxonomy places the organism in Eukaryota, Metazoa, Chordata, Actinopteri, Siluriformes, Pangasiidae. Bases 6 to 707 code for a protein of 233 amino acids. The transcript has 6 exons. Gene Ontology annotation, biological process: response to bacterium. The record is from RefSeq and is a predicted model, not a curated record.